Molecule: messenger RNA, 231 nt
Organism: Necator americanus (New World hookworm)
Lineage: Eukaryota; Metazoa; Nematoda; Chromadorea; Rhabditida; Ancylostomatidae
Exons: 2
Coding region: 1-231 (76 amino acids)
Source: RefSeq, a predicted model, not a curated record
AUGUGUACACUCGUCAAGCCAUCGCCUUCCACACAUUCUGAGGAGCAAGCAGGACCAGCAUCUUCAAGUAUGCAAGGGCCACUAAGCACAAUCUCCUUUGUCCAAGGACUUCUCACAAGCCUUACUAAAGUGUCUGGAUAUGGAAUUUUUUCUCACCAAAAAGAAUGGACUUUGAUUCGAAUGAGAUCUACCUUCAUUCAGUUGAACCGCUGUUUUUGUCAUCAUUUCUAG